UUCAAAGACUAGUUUUAUUGACAACUUGAUGUUUGAAAUUUAUUUUUAUACUUUAUUGAUGUUUAUUGGAAAUAAAAUUAAUAAAAAUGUUUGUGACACCAGUGAAGCAAUUUUAGGGAUAUCUUGGAGCCAGUACAAUGGUAUAUUGUGAUGAUGAACGCGUACGCCGCCGCUGCAGCGGGCUUGGCACUCAUUGUGUUGGUCCUGUUGGUUCUCUGGAAGUUCAGGAGAUCUAAGCCACCUGAACAACCUUGCCUACCAUCUUGCACGCCUGUGCAGCUGGUGCACAAACUGUGUCCUCACAACAACGUGGUGCAGCGGUUCGAGGUGGAGAAGAAGGACAGCCUCGACGAGCACCUCGACGCUCUUACUAGGAAACUUGCUGAGAAAGAGGGUCGCCUCCAUAUGUCUAAAUACAAGAUCCGGGAGACUCAAGACGAGAUCCAAAGCCUUCACGCCAUAGACCACGAUGUCAGAGCGAAGUAUCGUGAGAUCAUGGAUGCUCUGCGAUCAGAUUUGAUGUCCAAUGAGAAAGAGUGUAAGAAGCUACAAGAACAGAUCGAGUGGGUGUCGCGACGUCGAGCGGAAUUGAGGGAUGAGGUGCGUCGAGGUCAGCAGCUAUACGGCGAUGCAGCCUUGGAACUGGCGACGAAUCUGGCUGAACUCCAACGCGGUCGCUGUGCGGUGAAUCACAAAGUCACAGAUAAGCCACAAGAGCUCUCUUCACACAGCCUGAGGCUGCGUAAGGAGCCACACCUGCCUAGAGCCUCCCACGUCGAUUCCCUGGUCAUGAAAUCAUCGCCUCGUCUGUCUAACGAGUCAAUGAGUUUUUUCAGACAUACCGAGGAUGCGUAAGCUGCUAGGCAUAUUAUGGUCAUGGAUAUAUUAAUUUUUGAUAAAAUUGAGCUGUGCUUUUAUAUUCUGUUGGAAUUUUUGAUAUGUUUUAAUUUAUUGUCUAUUUUUAAUACACCUUUAUUGUAUGAUA
Molecule: messenger RNA, 985 nt
Organism: Maniola jurtina (meadow brown)
Lineage: Eukaryota; Metazoa; Arthropoda; Insecta; Lepidoptera; Nymphalidae
Exons: 4
Coding region: 151-855 (234 amino acids)
Source: RefSeq, a predicted model, not a curated record